Molecule: messenger RNA, 10055 nt
Organism: Saimiri boliviensis boliviensis (Bolivian squirrel monkey)
Lineage: Eukaryota; Metazoa; Chordata; Mammalia; Primates; Cebidae
Gene: ABCG1
Product: ATP binding cassette subfamily G member 1
Biological process (GO): cholesterol homeostasis; transmembrane transport; cholesterol efflux
Cellular component (GO): plasma membrane
Molecular function (GO): ABC-type sterol transporter activity; ATP binding; ATP hydrolysis activity
Source: RefSeq, a predicted model, not a curated record
GCCAGAGCCAGAGCCGGAUCCCCGCCGGAGCCGGAGCGCAGCCCGCACCCAGCGCGUCGGCCGAGCCGGAGCCAACGCAGCCUCGGCCCCGCAGCCCAAGCCUCGUCCCCGCCGCCGCCGCCCCCGGGGCAUGGCCUGUCUGAUGGCCGCUUUCUCGGUCGGCACCGCCAUGAACGCCAGCAGUUACUCUGCAGAGAUGACGGAACCCAAGUCGGUGUGUGUCUCGGUGGAUGAGGUGGUGUCUGGCGGCAUGGAGGCCGCUGAGACGGACCUGCUGAAUGGGCAUCUGAAGAAAGUAGACAACAACCUCACGGAAGCCCAGCGCUUCUCCUCCUUGCCUCGGAGGGCAGCUGUGAACAUCGAAUUCAGGGACCUUUCCUACUCGGUUCCUGAAGGACCCUGGUGGAGGAAGAAAGGAUACAAGACCCUUCUGAAAGGAAUUUCUGGGAAGUUCAACAGUGGUGAGCUGGUGGCCAUUAUGGGUCCUUCUGGGGCAGGGAAAUCCACGCUGAUGAACAUCCUGGCCGGAUACAGGGAAACGGGCAUGAAGGGAGCGGUCCUCAUCAACGGGCUGCCCCGGGACCUGCGCUGCUUCCGGAAGGUGUCCUGCUACAUCAUGCAGGACGACAUGCUGCUGCCGCACCUCACCGUGCAGGAGGCCAUGAUGGUGUCGGCACAUCUGAAGCUUCAGGAGAAGGAUGAAGGCAGAAGGGAGAUGGUCAAGGAGAUACUGACAGCCCUGGGCCUGCUGUCUUGCGCCGACACGCGAACGGGGAGCCUGUCAGGUGGCCAGCGAAAGCGCCUGGCCAUCGCGCUGGAGCUGGUGAACAACCCUCCAGUCAUGUUCUUCGAUGAGCCCACCAGUGGCCUGGACAGCGCUUCCUGCUUCCAGGUGGUCUCACUGAUGAAAGGGCUGGCUCAGGGGGGGCGCUCCAUCAUCUGCACCAUCCACCAGCCCAGCGCCAAGCUCUUCGAGCUGUUUGACCAGCUUUACGUCCUGAGUCAAGGACAAUGUGUGUACCGGGGAAAAGUCUCCAAUCUUGUGCCAUAUUUGAGGGAUUUGGGUCUGAACUGCCCAACCUACCACAACCCAGCAGAUUUUGUUAUGGAGGUUGCAUCUGGCGAGUAUGGUGAUCAGAAUGGUCGCCUGGUGAGAGCGGUUCGGGAGGGCAUGUGUGAUUCCGACCAUAAGAGAGACCUUGGGGGUGAUGCCGAGGUGAACCCUUUUCUUUGGCACCGGCCCUCUGAAGAGGUAAAGCAGACAAAACGAUUAAAGGGGUUGAGAAAGGACUCCUCAUCCACGGAAGGCUGCCACAGCUUCUCCGCCAGCUGCCUGACACAGUUCUGCAUCCUCUUCAAGAGGACCUUCCUCAGCAUCAUGAGGGACUCGGUCCUGACGCACCUGCGCAUCACCUCGCACAUCGGGAUCGGCCUCCUCAUCGGCCUGCUGUACUUGGGGAUCGGGAACGAAGCCAAGAAGGUCUUGAGUAACUCGGGCUUCCUCUUCUUCUCUAUGCUGUUCCUCAUGUUCGCGGCCCUCAUGCCCACCGUCCUGACGUUUCCUCUGGAGAUGGGAGUCUUUCUUCGGGAACACCUGAACUACUGGUACAGCCUGAAGGCCUAUUACCUAGCCAAGACCAUGGCGGACGUGCCCUUCCAGAUCAUGUUCCCGGUGGCCUACUGCAGCAUCGUGUACUGGAUGACGUCGCAGCCGUCCGACGCCGUGCGCUUCGUGCUGUUUGCCGCGCUGGGCACCAUGACUUCCCUGGUGGCGCAGUCCCUGGGCCUGCUGAUUGGAGCCGCCUCCACGUCCCUGCAGGUGGCGACCUUCGUGGGCCCAGUGACGGCCAUCCCGGUGCUCCUGUUCUCGGGGUUCUUCGUGAGCUUCGACACCAUCCCCACAUACCUGCAGUGGAUGUCCUACAUCUCCUAUGUCAGGUAUGGGUUUGAAGGGGUCAUCCUCUCCAUCUACGGCUUAGACCGAGAAGAUCUGCACUGUGACAUUGACGAGACAUGCCACUUCCAGAAGUCGGAGGCCAUCCUGAGGGAGCUGGACGUGGAAAACGCCAAGCUGUACUUGGACUUCAUCGUGCUCGGGAUCUUCUUCAUCUCACUGCGCCUCAUUGCCUAUUUUGUGCUCAGGUACAAAAUCCGGGCAGAGAGGUAAAACACCCGGAUGCCAGUAAAGAGGAAGAUUAGACACUGUGGCCGAGGGCCCGUCUAGAAUCAAGGAGGCAAGCCUGUGCCCGAACAACGAUGCAGAGACUCUUCUGAUCCAACCCUAGAACCGCGUUGGGUUUGCGGGCGUUCAGCUGCUCCGCCCAGCUCGGCUGGGUCUUCUCUCCACUCCCCUUUCUAGCUUUAACUAGGAAGACGUAGGAAGGUUGGUGGUUUUUCUUUUACAUACAGGAUUUUAAAUACCAGAACUGAGGCAAAAUUUAAAACUGCAACACAGCUGGUGACGAGAGACUUGCUCGGUCAGUCCCGUUCCUCGUUAGCACCAGGCACCCUGGGUCCUGGGUGGGGAACCACAAGCACCCUCUCAGCUGAUGGCUGUGCAGUCAGAGGCCUCGGGGCAGAGGGUCCAGGCAUGGAGCGACUCCACGUUAUGACUGUUGUUUUUCAUAGUUUCAUCUUUCUAAGGUGUGUCUCUUUUCCAAUGAGAAGUCAUUUUUGGAAGCCAAAAGUUCAUAGAAUACAUUCACUUUAAGAAAUUGUACCUUUUUAGUACUAGAUGAAGGAUGAUUCAGGGUAAAUUGCGUAUUCUGGUUAGAGAGGAGAGGGGUUUAACUGAAUCACUAGCUGGUCUCAUACAGAGACAGCACUUGUGAAGGAUUGAAUGCAGGUUCCAGGCGGAGGGGAGAUGUGGGCGCCAUCUACACUGAGCCAUGCAGAAUUUUUUAAAAGCUAUACAAAAAGUUGUAAGAAGACAUUGGCCAACUCUUUCAAAGUCUUUUAUUUUCCACAUGCUUCUCAUUUCAAGCAAAAUAUGUUGUUUGUUUCUCCCUAGCUUUCUGACUACCUUAAUUUUGCCCUGGUUGAUUUAAAAAAAAAAAAAAAAAAAAGUUUUCCUUUCCUCCUGUAUCACAUCAACUACCUCUGCUGAACCUGGAAGAACGGGGCUUAGGGAAGUUUCAGGUGCGACCUUUGAGGGUUGGCUCUGCAGGAGCAGCCAGCAGUGACUGAUGGGCUAAGUGCACAGGACGGGAGGAUGGCAACAGGAUGGCAUCGGAACGCAAGGGCUUAGGGCGAAGUCAGCAGACUUCAGCGUGCCGAGGCAUUUGAAACCUGAUCACACAACGCAUUUAGAGUGGUGGGGGCAUUUCAUCUCUGGCUUUUGUGACCUCACAGCCACAUCACCACCUCGGUGUUCAGCUUGUGUAAACUUUGCAUAUUGGAAACCCCUUCUUUCCUGUGACGGAGUUGCAUGAGUAAAGUCCUGCUAGGGAAGGCACAGUGCCUAUCUGGAGGUCAGGUGGCUUUGAAUCCGUAACAAGGCUGCCUGUGCACUUGACCGCUCUCGGAGGCAGUUUGACCUCACGCAGAGACGGCGGUGCCAGCCAAAGACGUCCGUCUUUCAGAAAAUGCCGUUGUUUCCUCCUUCCAGAAUGUCACGAUCAAAUCAGGACUUCCAACUGAAAGACUGUGUUUUUGCGGGCAAAUCAGUGAACCUCUCUGAGCCACGUUUUUCCUCAUCUGUGAACAGUGGCACUACGUUGUACUCAAGGCCAUUGCCAGCCCAAAGGUGGUGGGAUUCCUCGGUCACGUCCCUGAAGCUCGUUUCUCACUUGAAAGAACGAAGAGGGUCUGAAUUUUAUUUACACAUGGAUUUAGUUUGUAAAUUCUUACAGAUUCCUUUUUUACUCCUAGAUCUUUUUUAGUUAACACAAUUGGGGUCGAUAUUAAAGUGUAAUUUUAAGUGUGCUUGUUCUAUACAAAUAUGGCAUUGCCUUCCAGAUUUAGUUUUUAACCAGAGUCCAACUUAGCCUUUAUGAAAAGUCCUCAUUUAAUUUCAAAAUAUAUCUUCUUGUAAGAUGUUGUUCAUAGGGAAGACCUACACAGGACCAGCCUGGUGAAAUACAGAAUUGGAAAAGGCCGAAAGUCCUUGCUCAUGGCUCAGAACUACGUGGAGUGAGGUCAGUGUUGAAAGCGCCAGUUCCCUGCGGGCGAGCCUUUCCCAUUGUGGAUUUGUGUUGUGGGCUCAUGGCCCUAGCAGGGGUGUGUCUGUCAGGGACUGUGCACGGCCCACAGCCCUGCUCCAGAAGCAGCUCGGUCUCGUUUGCUGAGGCCACUCGCUGUGCCUCAUCAAUUUCAGCAGGAAAGAGUGAGAUGCUUCUAGAGUUAAAAUCUGCUUUCCAAGAGCACCUGAGCCCUCUGACAGAAUUACUUUCGUAGGAGUUCGAUCGGGGUACUUCCAAGGGGAAGAGCUUGGGAACCAUGAGUGCUGUUAGGCUGCAAGAAGGGAAUGGAUAUGUGAGAUCACGGGGGUUUAUUUUUUGAAGGAAUGGAGCUGCCUGGCUGGAGCUCGCGGAGCUCUGGGUAGUGCAGCACCUAACACCGAGCUCCUCCUACGCCUUGCUCACCUGGACUGGAGUAGGUAAGGAUUCUGCAGUCAUUGUCCCAGGACGCCUUUGCUUAGCCGUCUCCUGCAGACUGGAGGGAAACCACAGCCAGGAAAAGAGAGGGUGCGUCUGUCCCAGGCGCAGCUGGCAUCCCUCUUCCAGGUUCAGCAGGGGUCCCUGGUUGGGCAUUUUCCUCAUAACCCAUGGCAGCGUUGGCUCAAAUGCUAUUGUUUAGCUUUCCAGAUAUUUCCCCUCUGCUUUUUGUUUGGUAAAAUGCCUUACUCCAGUGACCUAAGCUAACAGCAAGCUACUCACUGAUUUACUCCCCUAGCUAGCAGGGGUUAAGGGGCACAUGGUGAUGUGCUGUCUUUCACACGCUGAAACUUAAACGCAGGCCAACUCCCCAAAUCUAAUUUGUUUCAGUAAUUUCUGAAUGCAGUGACUCAGAUAUUCUUUUCCUCUCUGGUUGUCUUCAGUUGGAAGGAAGGAUUAAAGUUUGGACAAAGAUCCGCAGCCCCCGCAGUGGUUAGUAUAGGUGAACGUGGGUGUUUGAGUGAAACUGCUGGGGCCUUCCGCCUUUGUCCCCAUCCGAAGUAUUUUGUGCCUCUCUUUCUUCUCUGGCUGAACAUCAACUGGAGAUUGAAUUCUCUGAAAGUCCCCACAUGGGUGAAGUGGGCAGCUGUUCCCAGGAAGGGGAGUAACUGCAAAGUUUUACACAGUCGAUGCUGGAAUUGGAUUAUAUCACCUGGGGGACGUGCCUGUAGGACCAGGAAAUGGGACAUGGAGAUUCCAGGUGAAAACUCGUCGUAGAAACCCACAAACAGUCAUUCUCCCAGCCUGACAUCAGGGGCAGACCACACCCAUGGGGCAGAAACCAGGCUUGGUUGUUUGAGCCAGAAGAGAAGGCACGAGGCCUGGUGCACCGAGCACCUUUCCUCAUGGCUGGUUCCAGGUGCCGGGCUGGAUGCCCUCGGAACCCCUCUGUCCCCUGCCCACUCCUCAAACCCUUACUGACCCACCCCUCUUGCCUGGUGCUGUCCCAGGCCCUGGAGGUUGGGGGGUGGGGACUCCAAUGUGGGCUUGCCCUCCAUUGUGAUGGGAGGGAACCACGUGGCCACUUGGCUUAGACCUGCUCAUGGUGCAGACUUGGAAUGCUGAGGCGGGGAGAGGCUUCGUGAUGUCCCCAGGGCCCCAGAGUCAGGAAGGAGCAGAGUGUGAAUUACAGCCCGGUUGGACCCCAAAGUCACUGUUUUGUUACUGCCUCCUGUUCAUGGCAUAUGAAUGUACCUGAGAUACUUUGUAAGGCAUAAAGUGCAAUACUAGCUUAGUGGUUGUUUGUUCAGUGAUUCAUUGUGUCUCCAAAUAGGUGGCUGAGAUGAGAGGGCAGCCCAAGCCUAAUGCCCGUCAAUGGCCUUGCAUCGGAGUGCCCGAGACAGGCACCUCUCUGCGGAGAGGGGCUGUCCUCUGCCCUUGCCUGCUUCUAGCUUCCUAGUGUAAUAGUCCUGUGGCCUAGCUUGGGCUUCAGCGGGGCGGGUGUGUGUGUGUGGUAUGUAUGCGUCUACCUACAUGCAAGCAUGUGUGCACACCUGCACACACAUAUAUGCACAUACACAUAUCCAUGCAGGUUUGCAGACUUGGCUCCAGGCAUGUGUCUGAUAGUAUUAUUCUAUCAUGUUUCCUUCAUAGAAUACCAGCCUCUGAAUCCUCAGUCAGCCCUUAUUGCAAGAAGAAAAAGAAAAACCUCUCUCAUUCCAGGUCUGUGCAGACGGGAAAAGUGUAGUCAGAACCCAUUAAGACUUUGGUCAAAUGCCAGCUGAAUUAGAACGCAAUGGAAGUUAGACAAACAACCCAGCUGGGCAGGCGGGGGAGGAGCAGAGUAUAUGAGUAUAAAGUUAGAGACUUCUAAGGAAUGAAGACUGCUAAUAAAAUAUUUUGUAUAAACUUUUUACCUGUGUUCAGUGUCAGAUGCUUCAAGGGAUUGGCUUGCAUUUUUCUCAGUGCAUGGAUUUUUAUGCUGUGUCUGGAGGACAUUUGUUGACCCCCCAGGAAGAGCACAGAUUUGUCACUUAUGUUCUGGUCUAAGACCUGGCUGUAGAUGAGCUCUUUCUCAAUAACGUUCAUGUUUUAUGUUGAAUUGUCUUAAAGUUUUGUGUUUCCUGUUCUCCCAGAAUCCUCACCCAUAUCCUCCUGCCUUGUAAUGUUGGCCAUGACCUCGAAACGUGCCUGAAGGAGGCUCACGGCAGGGCCAGGGAGAGGACACUGGGCCACACCUUACCUUUGGUCCUCUCCACCCUUGCAGGGGCUCCCUCAACCUGGGCUCUGGGUUGGUAGCUCAGGCAAGGCAAGAUCGCUUCUUCCUUUCUCUGCCUUGCUGGAAACCCAUUUCCCAGGCUCAGCUCUGUAGAGGCAGUGGCUAGUGGGAAAAGCAGCCCCUCUUGAGGUUUUGGUCCCAAAGUUGAGGUGAGCAGGGCGCAGAAGGAGCUCGGUGUUAGAUGCUGCAUUAGCCCGUAGCUCCCCAAGCUCUGGCCAGGCAGUGACCCUCAAAGCGAGGACUUCCCGGGACAGCAAUGGCUUAGGGCUGGGCUUUCAAAUCCAGCUUCCCUCCCACCUCUGGGACGCUGAGCAGAGAGCCGGGCUGGGUGAGGUCACAGAAUCGACACGCAGUGGCCCCUGCUCUCCUCCCAUUGUAGGCAGGCACCACUGGUGGCUGCCCCAGCUGUGCACGUGAGCUCCUGACCCCCACUUUGCUUCUCCCUCUGUAACCCCUGCCUCUCUGGACUGCCUGACCAUGCUGGGUCCAGCUAACAUUAAAGUCAUGGUCCUUCCAAGCCACUGUGCCUGGCCUGUCCCAUCAGGGAGAUUCUUCCAGGAUAAUCAUCCCCUGCAAAGGCAGGGGUUUCUGAUGUUCACACGAGGGGCUCACUUUUUUGAGAACAUCCCUGGGACCAGAGCAGGGGAGAAAUAGGAGACCCAGCACCCCAUGGCAGCCUAAUUUUCACUUAGAAGCUCAAUUCAGGCUGUCCUUAAAAUCUGUGCGCCCUGGGCAGGAAGGAAAUGUGGUGACGAGCAUGCACGCACGUCCUUCCCAUCCUUCCGCUGUGCUGGCCUGAAGUGCCCAGUAACCAUCCUGCAUCCUGCCCGUUUCCAUUUUCCAUAUUUGAGGAAACAGAAGGUUUAGCCUAGCCCAGUUUCUUAUCUCUGAACAGGCCAACCUGGAAUCACCCUCAUACAGACAUGUGUGGCUGCCCAGUGUGUCCGAGGCUCACUCAGAGACCCUGCUUUGCUGGGGUUGAGCGAACGGCACACGUGUCAGCAGAGGCUGAGGUUAGGACCCUGAGGCUUCCCUGUUCUCAGAAAUACUCUCCCGGCAUCAAAAGGAGAAAACAGUCACUGCCACUGGCUACCGCAUUCCAGCCUGGCAAGGGGUUACUGUGUGUAGAGGUACCAUUUGGGGCCUUUUCCACGUAGAAUGGCCUUUGUAAAGCUGAAGAGAAAGGAACAGAGCACAAAAGCACCUUGAUUUGUUGCAAACAUAGGCGGGUGGUGCCGGCUGGAUGAGUGCUCUGCAUUUUGAGGGCAUGCUGGACAGUGUGGGCAGAGGCAGCUCUGAGGGGCUCCUCUUCAUCUGUGGGCUAAGCUUGCCCAAGUCACUCCCCUUUUCCAGAAAGCCACCCCCAGGGGCACCAGCCUUUCCCGGCCCAGUUGAGGACACAGCCACGGGCACAUAUGUGUUUGUUUCACUGGGGUUCAUGGUUUGGGGCACAGUCUUCUAGCCCCGAGAUCUCCAGAAAGGCGUGAGCCCAAGUCACACGCCUGCAAAGUAGCUCAACUCAACAUUAUUACACUGAACUGUUUUCUCUCAGUAGAGUGCCACCAUCCUCUGGGUGUCUGCACUGAGCAAACAGACGAGAGAAUCUGGCUGAUCACUUUGGGCGCCUUUGGCCUAAACUUUGCACCUGACUUUCAGCGUGGCCCGGCCUGAUAGGCACAAAGUAAGAAAUGCUUUUCAUUUUAUGGUCCCUGAGUUACAAGACCAGAUCUCUGGAAAUGUGUCAGCCACGUGCUGUUACCUCUGGCCCACGUGGCUCAUUACCAUGAGGGCAGGUGAGCAGGGGCAGACGCCGAGGCCUGGCUGGUGUGCCUCCCUAGUGGCCUGUGUGGGGGACAGUCCUCUAGUCCCCAGACAAGUCUCCCUUAAAGGAGGUUUCUGUAGCCGAGAGCCGGCACUGGGAGUUGGCUCUUCACUGCUCCUUGCACCUGUCUAUGAGCCUCUGGAAAACAGUUUGCCAAAUGGGAGUGUGCGGCAGCCGGGGGACCGGCAGACGUGUCCGUUUCUGGGGAAGUCACCGAAACAAUCUCCCCUCCUAGGGGGCCCUAGUGUGCCCCCUCCUGCUGGUUGAAGUCCGGCCUCGAAGGGGACGGUUAGGGAGUUACGCAGUACGUGGGUUUAGGGUCAGCAGCCCCAGGUCCAUGGACUCCUGCUGAAUCCUGAACGCGCCUAACCUGAACGGUACCACAAUUUGGUUUGUCUAAAAAUAGGAUCAUAACCAUGGUAGCAACUUCAUUUUUACACCUUUGCAUUUUUACAUAUCUGUCUUUGUACAUCUUGGGGGGUCUCUUUUCCAUGACCUACCAGCUUCCCAAGCUUAAUAGCCAAUGUCUCACUAUGAGGUCCUUGGCCAAAUAAAAAUAGUAGCAAAACAUCCCAUCAUCCAAAUUGCUAAUAACACCGACCACCACACCCACACACUGGGGCUUUCCAUCUUCACAGCCUGAUCCUCUCUCCCGGACGGUGUGAAUGGGGGUCAGUUUUUCAAUCUAACAUCUUUGUUUAAUAAAUUCCUAUGUGUAGCUGACCCCUUUGCCUUUGUUUUUAUAGAUUUAUAUUUUUUCCUUUGUAGACAUAUUGAGGCAAAACCUGUUCCUAGUUGAAUCUGUCUCGAAUUGUUGCCUUUUAUUUGAUGAAGAACUGUCUAAAGGUUUUCCUUUGUUAUUUCUUCUAAAGCAAAAGUCAAUGCAAGUAACUCUAACAAGCGUGGAAACACGCAUACAUCUGUAUAUCUGCUAUGUAAUUAUAUAAUACCUGUUUUUAUAACGCUGUGUGGAUAACUUUACACUAAUUUAAUUAUCUGACUCUAGGAGGCGCUGUUGCUUUGCACGCUCUGAGCGGUUCAUGCUGUUAUCAGAUGAAUUCAGCAUAUUUACAUAUGUACAUGUAUAUACAUAUAUAUAUAUAUAUUCAAAAAUAAUGUGGGCUCUUUGGAGUGCCUGUUUCCUUGGUGGUUUCACUCCACUGGAACGUUGAACCUGAACAGACCCUAGGAUGUGAGCUUCCUGUCUCCACCUUACAGACCACAGAGCCCCAUGUCUAUUUCUGUAGACCUAUCUCCUUAGAUUUGUACAUGCGUUUUUUGCAGACUUGAACUUUGUUUUCUGAAAUUAGAUGCCAUUUAUGAUUAUGUGACAUCAAUCAAAUAAAGCAUCAUUAUUUUC